Miscanthus lutarioriparius is the source of this 2241-nucleotide messenger RNA. Lineage: Eukaryota; Viridiplantae; Streptophyta; Magnoliopsida; Poales; Poaceae. The record is from the annotation of a GenBank genome assembly.
AUGGCUCGAGUGUUACCGUGGCUAAUCGUUGCAGCCACCACCCUGCUGUUAGCAUCCAUCAAGAGCAACACAGCGUUGACGAUGGCAAGGCCUGGCUGCAGAGAAACAUGCGGCAACCUCACCAUUCCCUACCCCUUCGGCAUCGGUCCUGGAUGCUAUUACAAACAAGGGUUCGAUGUUUCCUGCGAGGACAACCGCACUUUCAUGCCUAAUUCAAGCAGCCGAAUACAGAUGUACAACAUCAACCUGCUAGGUGGGCAGGUUCAAGUCAGCACAUUGAUUGCCUCCAAGUGCAACUACACCAACGGUGAGAGCACAGAUGGAUGGGUCUCGGUAUUUACUACUCCAUUUUUCACAUUAUCCAGCAAGGCCAACAGGCUAACGGCCAUUGGAUGCAACACUGUUGCAUUCUUGGGAGGCUACAAUAAGCACAGGGCUCAAACCGGGUGUGUAUCUCUGUGCCUGGACAAGCGGAGCGUGGACUUCAGUGGCCAGUGCUCUGGCAUGGGCUGUUGCCAGACAGCCAUUGCACCAAACCUUGGUUCCUUAAACAUAACCUUCGAUAAGGGCUUCAACAAUUAUGUGGUAAAUGACUUUAACCCAUGCAGUUAUGCCUUCGUCGCGGAGCAGGAUUGGUUCAGGUUUGAGGCUUCUUACCUCCAGGAUAAAAAGUUAACAGACAAGUACAAGGAUGGAGUUCCUUCCGUGUUUGACUGGGUUGCUGGAAAUCAACCCUGUGAUGAAGCGGUCAAGAACAUAUCAUCAUAUGCCUGCAUCAGCAGGAACAGCCAGUGUUUCAACUCACCAAAUGCUACUGGGUACCUCUGUAGUUGCAGCGUUGGCUUCGAAGGGAACCCCUACCUGGCAGAUGGGUGCCAAGAUAUCGACGAAUGCCAACAUCCACUUCAGUAUCCGUGCUAUGGAAUUUGCAGUAACACAGUUGGGGGUUACAGUUGCUCCUGCGCAGCUGGGACUCGGAGCAAAGAUCCAAAGACUUCAGUCUGCAGUCCAGAUGCAGCAUCAGAAAGGGCUAAAUUAACAAAAUUGCUUAUAGGCUUAACAGUAGGCAGUGCUGGUUUUGGCCUACUGUUUUCGUUUCUCGGUGUUGCAAAAAUCACCAAUAAACUCAAGCAACAAAGAAUCAAGAAGCUGAGACGAACGAUUUUCAAGAGGAACCAUGGAUUGCUUCUCCAACAGUUAAUCUCAUCAAACAGAGACAUAGCUGAGAAUAUGAAGAUUUUCGGAUUACAAGAACUAGAGCAAGCAACCAAUAAAUUCGACCAGAAUCGCAUCCUUGGCGGUGGAGGACAUGGCAUAGUCUUUAAGGGCAUCUUAGCUGAUCAACGUAUUGUGGCCAUCAAGAAGUCUAAAAUUGCAGUUCAGAGGGAAAUUGAUCAAUUCAUAAAUGAAGUUGUCAUACUUUCACAAACUAAUCAUAGAAAUGUGGUGAAGCUCUUCGGUUGUUGCCUUGAGAGCGAAGUUCCUUUACUAGUUUAUGAGUUUGUAUCAAAUGGAACUCUGUCAUAUCAUCUCCAUGAGCAAAGUGAAAAUCUUUUGUCAUGGAAAGACAGACUGAGGAUUGCACUGGAAACUUCCAGGGCCAUUGCAUAUCUACAUAGUGCUGCUUCCAUAUUAGUGUUCCAUAGAGAUAUCAAGUCUACAAACAUACUGCUGACUGAUGCGUUAACAGCAAAGGUGUCAGAUUUUGGAGCUUCAAGGUCAAUUUCAAUAGAUGACACGGGAAUACUUACAGGCAUCCAAGGAACUCAUGGUUACCUUGAUCCUGAGUACUACUACACUAGUCGACUUACAGAAAAGAGUGAUGUUUAUAGCUUUGGUGUCAUCUUAGCGGAACUUCUAACAAGGGUUAAACCGGUUUUCUCAACUCCGUCAUCAGAAGUUACAAGCCUAGCUUCGCACUUUGUGUCAAUGAUGAGAGACAAUCGCUUAUGUGAUAUUCUAGAUCCUCAUAUUGUUGAAGAGGGAAAUACUGAAGACAUCAAGGUGGUUGCAGCGCUCACAAUAGCAUGCUUAAGCUUAAAAGGUGAAGAAAGGCCUACCAUGAGACAAGUCGAGAUAACGCUUGAAGAUCUGCAAGGAUCAAAGGUCCUCCCCAAUUCUCGGAUGACAAGUCAAAAUGCUAUACAAGAUGAGUCAUAUAACGGAAGUAAUGGCAGCGAAGGCACUAGACUAUACAGCUUGGAGAAAGAGUUCAUACAAUCAUCUGAAAUUCCAAGAUGA